This is a messenger RNA of Guyanagaster necrorhizus, 1934 nucleotides long. RefSeq lists its product as uncharacterized. The transcript is spliced from 3 exons. The record is from RefSeq and is a predicted model, not a curated record. NCBI's taxonomy places the organism in Eukaryota, Fungi, Basidiomycota, Agaricomycetes, Agaricales, Physalacriaceae. The coding region runs from base 306 to 1769 and encodes 487 amino acids.
GCGCUCCGGCUUUCUCUCUCACUCUCGUUGACCUGGCUUUGGGUGGCCGCCCUUUCUCUUUCUUUAUAUAUCGUCGUCGGCGUCCUCUGAACAUUUUCUCUGCUCUUUGCAUUGCAGUGUGCCAGACCGCAUUCCAAAAUACUCCUCUUCUUGCCGCCUAAUCUCUUCUUUCUUCUUCUCAAGUCUUCCACCCAAUAUUAGCCACUGCGUCCACUUGUGUUCCCCACCAAUCCUACUUUCACCGUUGUAUCACCUUACUUUCUGUUCAGUAAUCAACAGCACAUUAAUCUCUUUCUAUCGACACCAUGACUACCGCACCUCCCAACAACCGUGCUUCUCUUCUUGCAGGCCUUCGCACAGGCGGCGUUCGCUCUUCCUCGACGACUCUUCCUCACACAGCCGCUCCAGGUGCAUCUUUUAACAUCACUCGCUUCGCAUCACAACAUCAUCAGCCUUCCUCGUUUCCAGAGGAGGAUGAAGAUGAUCAGCUCGCCGAAAUGCCUUCACAGAAUGUGUAUGUCAACAGACAGUACAGCGGUAACCGGACCUUGCCAAUGACUGCCGCUGUCGAUGGAUCCAACAACCGAUUUGCUCAACAGCAACGGGGCAUGAAUCCGAACAGUGCUCCAUUCACACCGUCUUUUGCUACCCCCAACAUGAUAGCGCAAUCCAACAAUGUUCAAGCUCAGGCAUUUCAAUUACAGAUGAUGCAAAUGGAGUUGAUGAGACUUCAGGCCGUUCAAGCUCAGCAACAAGCUCGGCAGUAUCAGGCUGAGCUUUUGGCUCAGGCGCAGCGCCAACAGCAACAGCAGUGUCAGAACCGCAGGGCUAGCUUGGGCUUUACCGCUGCUUCCGCAGGCCCCAUGUCUACCACAUUUGAUUUGCGCUCUGCUGCCUUGAGCGCUCAGAUGCGCCGGGCAAAGGAACAGCAGCCUCAGUCGUCCGUGGUUGCCGAUGAGCCCAUGACUGCUUCGUUAGGCGGGAGAUUUGGAAGUCGGGCGCCAAGCGUCCCUACGGUUCCAAUGGUCAGAUACAAUAAUGACGAUAAUGACGGGGCUCCUAUACCUCCAACCCCUAACUCUACGACCGUCAUCAGCGGAGGCACUUCGUUGGGCAACCCUACCUCAAACAACUUGAACUCGACCGGCGCGCUGUCCAAGUCGGACUCUGCCACUUCGUGGAGGCGGGCUGACAGGAACAACUCUGUUCUUAGGGCGAACCGGGUCGUGACUUCCCCAAGCGUCAAAGUGACCCCUCCCCCUGGACUACCUGUCGCAGCACCUAAGGCUCGGCCUCAGCCUCUUCGUUUCAGCCCUGCCGUAUCACAACCAUUGCCCACUGUAACCAUCGAUACAAGCGAAGGUGAUGACAUCGAUGACGCUGACUCGACCAGUUCUUCCAAGUCCGGCGGAUCCAAUUCGUCCCCUACCAGUCCUCAUUCGUCCUCUUCCAACGAGAUGCCUCUCUCGCCGCGCGAAGAGGCAAGCAAGAAGUUGUACGAAGGUCUGGGAAUUGGAAGGCCGCGUUCAACUGUUUCUAACACCAUUGGUGGCAUCGAUGUUUCUCAGGCCCAGGAGUCAGUCCCGAUCCCGGUUGUGUUUGGCCACCGGUUGGCCAGCCAACCGACAAGGCAGCCCCGCGGGCCGCCAUCGGGGGCCGACGAACUGGGUCCCAAGAACUUUGCAACUCGCAUAAGGAGGAAAGCCAUAGGGGGGUUGGGAAUGUUGAUGGGGGCAAGGGAGCGAAGGGAGCUGGUCGACACGUUCUGAAUGCUCCUCUCUCUCCUUUGCGAGAUAUGAUGCCUUUUUUUGAUUAACAAGAACAGAUAUUUAUUGUGUCGACCUGGUUCAUCUGAAGUCGAGUGGUGUUUUAGUAACGUUCGGUGGGAAGGGGUUUGAGUAGAAAUCGGAAAUACAGAAUUGCAUCAAUGUAUC